Molecule: messenger RNA, 180 nt
Organism: Cetraspora pellucida
Lineage: Eukaryota; Fungi; Glomeromycota; Glomeromycetes; Diversisporales; Gigasporaceae
Source: the annotation of a GenBank genome assembly
AUGAAUCACAAGAAUCAAUCAUCCAGUCAGACACAAAAAGCUUCUCGCAACCUCUUUCUUAAGGGCUGUAUUCUCCUCAUUAAUGCGCUAGUUGUCUCUAAAAUUUGGUACACAACAUAUAUUCAACCACCUUCUUGUAAACAGAUUUCAGAUAUAAAUAAACUCAUUAUGAACAGCUAG